AAAACAAAUCUAGCGUUCAAUGAGUGAAAGCAUUCAUUCAUUCAAACAAAUCAUUGUUUAUUUCAUUUGAUUUUAUAUUUAAUUUACAAUAAAUUGUUAAUUGUUUUGUCAAUUGUUUAGCCGUUAUAUUGAGCGCCGAUUUGUUUGCUAUUGAAUUGUGAAUCAAAUAUAAAAAGUGUGACAAAUGUCUGAAACUCCGAUUGAGAUCGACAUGGGCGAAAGUCCCGCGCACUCGACGUUUGGCACGAAUCCCAUUGUCAUUGAAGAGGACGACGACAUCCAAGUGAUGGCAUCGCUUCCCAAUCGGAACCACACGAAGACGUCGCCCAUGAACUCGUCGGACACGUCCGGCCACUCGUCCGCAGGGAAGUCGACGCCACUGUUGUGCGAGAAAUGCAAGACCGAGACCGUGGAGAACGGCGUCACCACCGAAGACAUGACGUCCAAAGACUAUUACUUCGAUUCGUACGCUCAUUACGGCAUCCAUGAAGAG
Medioppia subpectinata is the source of this 493-nucleotide messenger RNA. The record is from the annotation of a GenBank genome assembly. NCBI's taxonomy places the organism in Eukaryota, Metazoa, Arthropoda, Arachnida, Sarcoptiformes, Oppiidae.